AUGGUGAGGCAGGCUUCACUUGAAGAUUUUUAUAAAGGUUUCCAAUUGACUAGUGAUGUUGAAUACAACCUUUUACAAUUUGCGGAUGAUACAAUUCUGUUUGGAGAAGGAACUUGGGAGAAUUUGUGUUCCUUGAAGGUUUUAUUUAGGGGAUUUGAAUUGGUGUCGGGUCUUAGAAUUAACCUCGCUAAGACUAAAUUGUAUGCAGUAGGCUGUGAUAAAAUUUUUCAGGAUGGUAAGGGAGCUUUGUGGAGUGGAGUGAUGAAGGCUCAAUAUGGAGACUUGAAUUCUAGGGUUUGGAAUUAUGAUGGUGAAGCUUUUGAUCCUAAAGACUCGUUAUGGUGGAGGGAUCUAUUGGAUAUGUGUGGUAAUUCGAGGGGGUCAAUGCAUAGUGUUGCCGUCAAAAUUGGUUCGGGUAACUUUGCUCGUUUUUGGAAUUCGCAUUGGCUUGGGAGAGACUAUUUAUCUAAUCUUUUUCCAAGGCUGUUACUGGAAGCUGGUUAUAAAAAUGAUACUGUGCAAGAUUUGGGGUAUUGGUUGGGUGAGAAUUGGUUCUUGAAAGUUAUUAAAGCGCAAGAGGUCCUCGGGCAGCAGGCGACCGGAGAGCUGGCAGAAUUGCAUACUCUGCUUGCGGAUGUUGCAGUGUGUUCAAACAGUGAAGACGUUUUUGUUUGGCCUUUUGACGUAUCAAAAAGUUAUACGGUUCGCUCAAGUUAUAAUUUAUCACAACGUGAUCAAGAAGGUGGAAGGCUGGACAUGGGCAUUAAUCAGGGGCUGCAGCUUAUUUGGGCGUCACAGGUACCUUCGAAGUUAAAAAUCUUCUGCAGGCGAGUUAUUCUGGACAGGAUUCCGACGAGGAAUCAGCUGCUUCGGCGCGGAAUUAUUGCGUAUAAUAAAGAGGCUUUGUGCGCUUUCUAUGAGCUGCACUGUGAAGACCCAUCUCAUAUCUUUAUUUUCAGUCCUAUGAUCCAAAACCUGUGGGAUAGAAUUAAGCAAUGGCUGGAUAUAGACUCACACUGGGCAGUGGACUGUUGUAGCCAAAUUCUUGUGGGGGUUACCACAUUGUCGGGGAAGAUUCAAUGUAAAAGGGCUGCAGUUAUUUGGGUAACUAUAUGGUGGUGUAUUUGGAAGGUUAGAUAUAAUAUCAUUUUCAAUAAUGCGGUUUUUGAUGGUGAUGAACUAUUCUACUCGAUCCUUUGGCACUCUUGGUGGUGGCUUGCUAUAGAAGCUAAAGAUAGAAUUAGAAGUUUCCAGUUUUCUCUUGUAAGGGUUGAGUACCCCUAG
Molecule: messenger RNA, 1284 nt
Organism: Vicia villosa (hairy vetch)
Lineage: Eukaryota; Viridiplantae; Streptophyta; Magnoliopsida; Fabales; Fabaceae
Exons: 3
Coding region: 1-1284 (427 amino acids)
Source: RefSeq, a predicted model, not a curated record